Messenger RNA from Ziziphus jujuba (common jujube), 1539 nucleotides. RefSeq names its product malate dehydrogenase, cytoplasmic. Lineage: Eukaryota; Viridiplantae; Streptophyta; Magnoliopsida; Rosales; Rhamnaceae. Gene Ontology annotation, biological process: malate metabolic process; tricarboxylic acid cycle; oxaloacetate metabolic process. The transcript has 7 exons. The record is from RefSeq and is a predicted model, not a curated record. Gene Ontology annotation, molecular function: L-malate dehydrogenase (NAD+) activity. The coding region runs from base 119 to 1120 and encodes 333 amino acids.
UAGCCUGCGCUGUUUAUCCUAUCUCAGUACAAAAGGCUCACUCUCUCACUCAAAGUCCACUUUCCCAAAAUUCGCAUCGUUACGAUUUUUCGCUGUUUCCUUCGUUGAUCUCGAUCAAAUGGCUUGCAAAGAACCAGUUCGCGUCCUCGUUACCGGGGCUGCAGGUCAAAUUGGGUAUGCUCUCGUCCCUAUGAUUGCUAGGGGAGUGAUGUUGGGUGCUGACCAGCCUGUUAUCCUGCACAUGCUUGAUAUCCCACCAGCGGCUGAGGCAUUGAAUGGUGUGAAAAUGGAAUUGGUAGAUGCUGCUUUUCCUCUUCUUAAAGGUGUUGUUGCAACAACUGAUGUUGUUGAAGCAUGCACUGGUGUCAACAUUGCUGUCAUGGUUGGCGGCUUUCCAAGGAAAGAAGGUAUGGAAAGGAAAGAUGUGAUGUCCAAGAAUGUAUCAAUUUACAAGUCACAGGCUUCGGCUCUAGAGAAGCAUGCUGCUGCAAACUGCAAGGUUUUGGUCGUUGCAAACCCUGCAAAUACCAAUGCCUUGAUCUUGAAGGAAUUUGCACCUUCCAUACCUGAGAAAAACAUCACUUGUUUGACAAGACUGGAUCACAACAGGGCUUUGGGACAGAUUUCAGAGAGAUUGAAUGUCCAAGUUAGUGAUGUUAAAAAUGUCAUCAUCUGGGGAAAUCACUCAUCAACUCAGUAUCCAGAUGUCAACCAUGCAACUGUCAAUACACCAUCUGGGGAGAAGCCUGUUCGUCAGCUCGUUAAUGAUGAUGCAUGGUUGAAUGGGGAAUUCAUUACAACUGUUCAACAACGUGGUGCUGCAAUUAUUAAAGCUCGAAAGUUUUCAAGUGCUUUGUCUGCUGCUAGUUCUGCUUGUGACCACAUUCGCGAUUGGGUGCUUGGAACCCCAGAGGGCACUUGGGUAUCCAUGGGAGUGUACUCUGAUGGUUCUUACAAUGUACCAUCUGGUCUUAUUUACUCAUUCCCUGUCACUUGCCGCAAUGGGGAAUGGAAAAUUGUCCAAGGACUUUCCAUUGAUGAGUUAUCAAGGAAGAAGUUGGAUUUGACAGCAGAAGAGCUCUCCGAGGAAAAGGCAUUGGCAUACUCUUGCCUCUCAUGAACAUUGUCCUUUCCUUCUUAGUGUGACUGCCCUCAAUAUGUUUUAAUGGGAAGUAGCUAAAAUUUUGAAUAACGCCAUUGUUAAAGUAUAGAGAACUUCUAAUGAUGGAGAAGCUCCUUCAAUGGGUCUUUACUAUUGUUGAAGAGCGGAUGUUUUGAAUUUUUAGGACCCACAUUUGAAUGUUGUUGGCGAUGAGUUUGAGCUCAUACUGUAGUUUGAUAGUUGUGGUUAUGAUUUCCAUUUGCACUUUCGUGUUUUUGGUUCAAAUAAUUUUUGCUUCUGCAAAUUGUAAUCUCUUUCUGUCCAUAAUCGCUAUGUUCUUGGUAAUCUGUACUAUAAGCGUAUUGAUCGAGUCUUGAGGGUUCAUCUUGUUCACUGUUUCAACAUUUAAUAUAUAAUUUUCAUUUUAACGAUUAUAA